AUGGGAAGUGCAUAGUCUAACAAUCAAAUCAAUAACUUUAGGUAUAGUUUAAUUUCUAAAGUCUAGAAUGCUUUCUCUAUUUUAAGAGAAGUCUUUAGAAAAUGAUAAAGUAAAAGCUGACUAAAGUGAAUUUAACAAUAGAUUAGACGAUACAACAAUGGUGUCACAUAAGAAUAAACUCAAGUUUUAAACUAAUCUCAUUGAAAUGAUUCGUAAUAAACCAAAAAAAGUUAAUACAACUCCAAUGCGUGUUAGUGGAGUUAUUUCUAAAUCCCCUGGUAUAAAGAAACCAUUUAUUGAAUAUGCUCAAACAAAUCUCAUACAUUUUAUUAGAUCAUCUUAAAAGAUUGAAGUCUCUAUAUUCAUUAUAUCUAGAAAGCUGAACUUUCAAUGGAAAAAUAUCUCAAUAUUAAAGAAUCUUAAAUGUUGAAUUCCUAAAGACUUAAGCCACGUAAAUCUUUGGCUGUUUAGAACACAUUAGAAGUUGUUUAGACAUCUCGACUGGAAAAAAGUAUUAAUGUUGAAGGAAUGGCAUAAAUUAAUUAAUACACAGUAAUUGAAUCAUUAGGCUAAGGAGCAUUUGGUAAAGUUAAAAAAGCUCAAAAUUUUAAAGGAGAAUAAUUUGUAUUGAUAUCUCUUUUAUUUCUAGGCAAUUAAAAUAGCAAACAAAAAAAAACUAAAAAAGAAACUUUUAUCUAAAUCAAAUGCUUAUACAAUGUUAGAAAGAGAAAUUGCAAUAAUGAAAAAAGUACAAUUUAAUUAAAUAUUUUAAAUAGAUCUCCCAUACCAAUGUUGUCCAAUUGUAUGAAGUCAUAGAUGACCCUAAAUAAGAUAAAUUAUAUCUAGUUAUGGAAUAUAUGGGAAAAGGUAGUAUUCUAAGUAAAGGAUUUUUUAAGAAAAAUAAAUAAACAUCUAAUAUUUUAGAUGAAAUUGAAGAUAAAAAUAUUAAUUAAAGAUUGACUGAAGAAUAAUGUAGACAUUACUUUAGUGAUUUCAUUAAAGGAUUAGAUUAUUGUAUUUAAAAUUAUAUUAAAUUAAGUACAUGAAUGUGUUAAUGUUAUACAUAGAGAUAUCAAACCUGAAAAUUUAUUAGUCAAUAUUUAAGAUUAAUUAAAAAUUGCUGAUUUUGGAGUUUCACAUAUUAUGGAAGAUGGAUAAGAUGGAAGAAUAUCUAAUUAAACUGGUACUUAAGCUUAUUUGGCACCUGAAGUAUUUAAAGGUAAUUUAAAGUAAAAUCUUAAUUAAAGGAUAGAAUUUUGAUGGAAAACCAGUUGAUAUAUGGGCAGGAGGAGUGACUUUAUAUUAGAUGGUUUAUGGUAAAUUACCAUUUCCAAGUUAAAAAUCUAUGGAAUUAAGAUAAUAAAUAUUAGAAGAUAAGUAAAUAAUAAUUAUUAUAAAUUCAAAGUCCUCCUUACCCUUAAGCAACUGGAUUUCAUCCAUCAAUUAUUAAAUUACUUUAAGGAAUGUUAGAGAAGAAUCCUGAAAAGAGAUAUAAAAUUGAUUAAAUUAUAUUAGAUGAUUGGUUAACUGAUUUUGGUAAAUAACCAUUAGAGAAUGAAUACAUUUAAUAUGUAGAUGUAACUGAAAUGGAUAUAAAAUUCGCAUUAACUAGUUUGAAUAUAUAGAUGGCACUAAAAAUUGUGGUUAAAUUAUUGUAUUUAUCAAAAAAAGCUAAAAAAAAAAUAGCUAUGAAAAAAUAAUAAAAGAAAAUUUGA
Messenger RNA from Paramecium pentaurelia, 1715 nucleotides. The record is from the annotation of a GenBank genome assembly. Lineage: Eukaryota; Ciliophora; Oligohymenophorea; Peniculida; Parameciidae.